CUUGAGCGUGCCAUCACAUUGAUUUCAGAUGGCGAUAUCAAAGUCAAGGACAUCUUAGCAUCAACCUCAGCACACAGCAAGUUGAACAUCAAGCUUCCCAAAGUACUCAACAAGGUCACUGGGAAGGUGACAAGCGCUCCGUAUCUGUUUUCACGUGAUCUCUGGGGUAAAGCGAACACUGGGUACAUGAAGAGCAUCAAGAAGAAGGGCCUGGACUUCGUCGAAACCACAGUAGACAUGGCG
Molecule: messenger RNA, 243 nt
Organism: Suillus fuscotomentosus
Lineage: Eukaryota; Fungi; Basidiomycota; Agaricomycetes; Boletales; Suillaceae
Exons: 1
Source: RefSeq, a predicted model, not a curated record